Messenger RNA from Raphanus sativus (radish), 1678 nucleotides. RefSeq lists its product as uncharacterized. Gene Ontology annotation, molecular function: structural constituent of ribosome. The record is from RefSeq and is a predicted model, not a curated record. Gene Ontology annotation, biological process: translation. Gene Ontology annotation, cellular component: ribosome. NCBI's taxonomy places the organism in Eukaryota, Viridiplantae, Streptophyta, Magnoliopsida, Brassicales, Brassicaceae. The transcript is spliced from 5 exons. The coding region runs from base 136 to 1395 and encodes 419 amino acids.
UUCCCUUGAACAAUUUCUGACUCAAACUUAACCGGGAAAAGUCUUUUAACAUUUCAUUUCAAUUAAACCGGUUUAACUGUAAAAUCCAUCAUCAUCAUCAUCCAAAGCCCUAAAUCCUUCGGAGCAGACACAACCAUGGCGUCUCUUCUCGCCAGACGUCAACGAAGGUUCCAAUCAAACCCAUCAUCUCUCACUCGCUUCUUCUCCAACUCCUCAUCACCAGACCCACUUCCCCAAGCCGCUGAAAAACCCUCCCAGCCACCUCCACCGUCUUCCCACCCUCCACCAUCGUCGUACACUUCCCCCUUCGCCGACAUCAAGUCCACUCUGAAGCAGAAAAUACAGCAGGAGCAAGAGAGAAAGCCAUUCGCUAGAUCCUCCGAUGCUCAAGCUCCGAAUCGCGGUGGGUCUCUGGGAAUCAAACUCGCCAAGUUCCAGCGUGGAUCCACCGCUCCACCUUCAUCACAUUCUCCGCCGCCGCCGCCGCGCGUUUCCUUCGAGGCACUCUACAAGCAGAACGUUGUGGCGGAUCCUCGGAACCGCAGAGAGGAGGAGGAUAGCGAUUCGAGUAGCUUAUGGGAAAAUUUGAAGACUUUGAAGGCAAAGUCCAACGCUUUAAACAACGGCAACAACAACGCGGAGAUGAAAGGAGUGUCUUUUCGAAGUUUCAAGAGCACUUUGAAGGGAAAUGCCGGAAGAGCGGCGUCGUCUGUGUUGGGGAAUGAAAUGGAUGUGAGGAAGGGUGAAACAGAGGAGAUGAUGACGACGGAGUUUCUUAAGAUUUACAGGGAAGAUGAACUGGGUGAAAAGCUAAGGAGGCUUAGGCCAGAGGGGAAGAAGAAAGAAGAAGGAUGGUUCUCGUUGCAGGAGCUGAAUCAGAGGUUGGUUAAGCUAAGGCAAGUGGAAGAGAAAGAGGUUUAUAAUCAGCGUGGGAACGUAUCGGUUCUCAGAAAUGUUAUUGGAACGUUUCGGAAUGAGGAAGCCAUCAAUGAAGCUAUUUCCCAGCAGAAUCACGACAUUAUGGGAUAUUUGGAUGGUACCCCUGAGUACAAGCUUUAUCCUCCAAAAGAUGAUCUUGUUGAAACUUACUUCCACACAGAUAAUCUGUCCUCGGCGGAGAAGAUGAAAAUCGAGCUCACGAAAGUCAGGGAAGAUUUCAAGAUGUCGGAAUCAGAUUGUGGUUCUGCACGAGUGCAAGUGGCGCAACUCACUACUAAAAUCAAGCAUCUGUCCUCUGCACUGCACAAAAAGGACAAGCAUUCUCGGAAGGGACUUUUUGCUAUGGUGCAGAAACGGAAGAAGCUGUUGAAAUAUCUAAGACGAACUGACUGGGAUUCUUACUGCCUUGUCCUGUCAAAACUCAGCCUUCGUGACAACCCGGAUUACAAGUUCUAAAGCUUUAUGCACCCAGAGUUUCUAUCUCCGCAUUCUUUUGGUUUAGGCAACACUCUGUUGUGAGUGAGAGAAUUCGCUGUUCAAACCCCCUGUUAGGCAUUUUACUCUCUAGGGAAGAAGAAUCUCGCUCAAACUCUAUUUCGUUUCAGUUUGAGCUCUUCAAUCAUGCAUUUGCUGCAACAAAAUUGAAGCUAUGUAUCUCUUUUACUUGAUGUUUAAUAAUAGGGUGUUGUUAUUCCCUUUUUGGAUUGUGAUAAUAAUAUACGAACAUGCCUUUUCAUGA